GCAAUGCAUGCGCUCGGAGAUCAAACAUACGCAUGGACAUAUGCCAUGGAACACCCCUGUCUUGCUUGCCGAGUAAUAAAAUACGCUGUGCCCUGCCAUCUGCACAAGACCCCUCGAGCGCGCACAAGUGAAGGCAGCAGAGGCCCUGCCAAGAAACGCAACCUGGUCUCUGCAGCCAAAGCACGGGGCUUGUCCGUGACUUCUGCAGAGCUGGAGCUGCUGUGAACCCCCAGACGGCUGGGAGACAUCAGGCUGCGGUGGCUGAUCCUACCUCAGGCACGAGCAUCAUCACUAUGCAUCUCUACGGACGUCAUCGAGGCAAAAUCCUUGAGGCACCGUUAAGAACCAAUAACGAUAAAUGAACCCAAAUUCUGGAUUAGAACUGAAUUUCUUCAGAAAUCUUGGGUUUUUUCCUUUCAUUUUGCCGCCAAUGCCAAACACCAUCUCUUUACCCAAGAGGGUCCUGAUGACAUCACAUCCUCUCCAAAGAGCGACGCAGCCUCCCAAGUCAAGCGAGAAAGACCGUCUCGGCUCCGCUGCGCCGUCCCCACAGACAGCCACCCCCAGGAGAAGAUGGCCAGGUCUCCUGCGCUGCUCCUCAUCCUCACUCUGGGGCUCUGCUGCCCUGGGGUCCGGGGCCAGAGGCAUAAGAUGACGGCCAGGUUUCGUGACAGAAGCAUCACACACCCCCGGGUGGGACAGCGGCUGGAGCUGGAAUGUCUGACCAUCAAGGAGGACAGUGGCGCAUUCUGGAUCCGCCAGGACAAGGGCGGGAACCUUCACUUCAUCGUCUUCAUUUCUUCCUUGUCCCGGAGCACUUUUGAUGGGAACGAGAAGAAAUCCACACGCUUCGAGGCGAGGAAAGACGGCAGCUCCUACCAGUUGAUAGUGAAGUCUUUCACGCGGGAGGACGAGGGGAACUAUUUCUGCGUCGUGAACAGCAACCAAGUGCUCUACUUCAGCAGCGGCCAGCCUGCCUUCUUCCCAGUCCUCACCACAGCGGCACCCACUGCACCGGCACCCACCACCCAGCAUGGCAUCACCGAAAAGGAUCCCUGCCCGAUGACCCCAGAUCCAGAGACCAGCAAGAAGAAAGAGAUGAAUUUCUUCUGUGAAAUCUUCAUCUGGGUUCCCUUAGCAGCUGCCUGCCUCCUGCUCCUCCUCGCCCUGGCAGUCACCAUCGCCCUGUGCCAAAAAACCAGAAGACGAAGGUGCAGAUGUAAAAGACCUGCGAACGGGAAGCCCAACGCGAAACCCGUCACGCCAAGCCGACACGUAUGAGCAUCUGCACCUUCUGGAUCAUCUUCUGGGAGCUGUCACUGCAUAAGUGCAUCACCUACAUUAUCUAUACUGCUACUAGUU
Molecule: messenger RNA, 1362 nt
Organism: Chroicocephalus ridibundus (black-headed gull)
Lineage: Eukaryota; Metazoa; Chordata; Aves; Charadriiformes; Laridae
Gene: CD8A
Product: CD8 subunit alpha
Exons: 6
Coding region: 574-1281 (235 amino acids)
Biological process (GO): cell surface receptor signaling pathway; cytotoxic T cell differentiation; T cell mediated immunity
Cellular component (GO): external side of plasma membrane
Source: RefSeq, a predicted model, not a curated record